AUGUCCGACUUCUUGUUCUCUGGUCAGCCCCUGGAUCAUGAGCUCGUCGCGUCUAUCGCUUGUCUUCUCGACUUGGCGGACGUUCCUAGCCUUCUUUGGGGUAACUAUCUACAUACAAUCUAUGGGGUUCCUACUGUUGUCGACGUCUGUCACCGCCUGAACCUGAUCCUGCUCAAGGCUAGUUUUAUUCCUUGCACGCCAGAAUUCGAUUGCGGGCUUGCAGAUGAAAUCCUUGACCCUGUUCCCGCUGCACAUCUCCAUAUCAGAGCAGAUCUUUCAGUGGGGCUCUAUCCAAAGUCUACUGUGCUCUUGGAUUUCCCGAGCUUUGAUAUUCAUUCCUCAGGAGCUGGCAACGCGGACGUGAUACUAGCGUCAGAUCCUCGUCUUCCCUCUGACCGGAUAGGGCGCGGCCAAGGUUGUUUCUCCGAAUUGCUCUAUCCUGUUCGAAUCCUAACCCCCGUUCGAUACUGCGAGAGCAUUAUACUUCUGCUAUGUCGUGACCUAGGGGGAAACUAUCAUUGCUACUGGAAUGCGAUGCUGAUAUACGUGUGGGAAUACGUCGAGGAAACAGAUAUUUUCGAUGAGGAAAGUCUUGGUCAAUGUUAUAGGGACUGGUAUCAAGCGUUCAAAACCCCGGAUAUGAAGAUAUGGUCAAAGCUGAAUGAGAUCCGCAAAGACUUUGUAAAGCGACAGGUCCUUCCAGAUGUCGAUGUUGAUUUGUCCUGGGCUCCGGGUUGA
This is a messenger RNA of Aspergillus homomorphus CBS 101889, 738 nucleotides long. RefSeq lists its product as uncharacterized. The record is from RefSeq and is a predicted model, not a curated record. The transcript has 2 exons. Lineage: Eukaryota; Fungi; Ascomycota; Eurotiomycetes; Eurotiales; Aspergillaceae. The coding region runs from base 1 to 738 and encodes 245 amino acids.